AUGGCUCCCAUCAAAGCCGGUGUGAUUGGGGUGACUGGGAUGACCGGAUCGCAUGUUGCCGUUGAGUUGCUCAAUAGAGGCCAUCAGGUUGUCGGCAUUUCACGAAAUCCCUCUAAGCUUGGCCAUUACGAACGAGGCCACACUAUUGAAGAAAUAGCAAAGGCUCUUGAAUCUUUGGAUGUUGUGGUAAACGCGUACGGUCCACACACCCAACUUGGCGACGCGUUGACGUACAAAACCUUCACAGAAGUGACCCGAAAGACCCUCAUCGCUUCCAAAGCAGCCGAAAUACCAUACUUUGUCAUGAUCGGCGGCUCUGCCAUCAUGAGAGUUCCAGACAGACCAUUACUCACAGCGUGCGACGAUAAGAGAUUUUAUUACGCCUUCAUCCGGGGAAUACUUGAUAGUGAGGCUGAUGUCAAGCAUACUCAAGAUUGGGCCGGCGAGGACGCCGAAAAACUCUUGGCGGGGAAGAUUGUGGAAGCGGCGCAUGGGAUUUUUGACAUGAACGGACCUAUUGUCGAGUUCCACAGGGGCGGGCGACUGACGGCCAUGUUCUUCCAUGGAAACACAUCUUUCAAGUGGACUUUCAUGUCCACCCCGGCAUUGUACCGGCCUGGAAAGUGCACGGGGUCAUAUGAAGUCUGUUUCGAUUUCAUGCCUCUCAAGCCCGCCAAAGGGCAUGAGAGCGGCAUUGCCCUUUUUGAUGGUCGGAUGCAUGGAGUGUCACUCUCAGACAUGGCCCUGGCAGUGGCGGAAGAGGUAGAGAGUCAGAAACAUUUGUGGAAGCACUGGUGCCCGUAUGUUCCAGACUUGGAUGACACCCCUGGUCCGGUUUACGUCAAGAUUGGACAUCAGUUUUUUUAA
Molecule: messenger RNA, 867 nt
Organism: Fusarium keratoplasticum
Lineage: Eukaryota; Fungi; Ascomycota; Sordariomycetes; Hypocreales; Nectriaceae
Product: NAD(P)-bd-dom domain-containing protein
Exons: 4
Coding region: 1-867 (288 amino acids)
Source: RefSeq, a predicted model, not a curated record